AUGAUGAAAUGUUUGAGCAUAUUUCAUUCAAAAUCUUCACCGGAGCCAAAAGAAGAAAAUCCUCCAAAUCUUAGGAAUGCUACCAGUAAUUUCAACAAGCUUUUAAAGAUCGGAGAAGGUGGGUUUGGGUGUGUUUACAAAGCAAGAAUCCGACUUUCUGAAACUCAAAAGGAUCCUCUUGUGGUUGCGAUUAAACGGCUUAACAAACAGGGCAUGCAGGGUCAUAAAGAAUGGCAAACAGAAGUUCAGUUUCUUGGCGUGGUCGAUCACCCCAACCUUGUAAAACUUCUGGGAUAUUGCUCCGUUGAUGGUGAUCGGAUGCAAAGAUUACUGGUUUACGAAUACAUGCCAAACAAGAGCUUAGCAGUUCAUCUUUUUAGCCAAACUCUGCCACCACUUCCAUGGAAAACGAGGCUUCAAAUCUGCCUUGGCGCAGCCGAGGGUUUGGCUUAUUUGCACGAAGGGCUGGAAAUUCAGGUGAUAUUUCGUGAUUUCAAGACUUCGAACGUGUUAUUGGAUGAGAAAUUCAACCCGAAGCUUUCUGAUUUCGGUCUUGCUAGAGAAGGUCCUCAAGGAGACCGAAGUCAUGUAUCUACAAUGCCUGUUGGGACUUAUGGAUACGCUGCCCCAGAAUACGUUGAAACGGGACAUCUGAAAUCGAAAAGUGAUGUAUGGAGUUUUGGAGUUGUACUGUUUGAGAUCCUAUCGGGCAGGCAGGCAGUGGAUAGAAACCGACCCAAAGGCGAACAAAAGCUUAUCGAAUGGGUCAAACUAUUCCCUGCUGAUAGCAAAAGCUUUCGGAUGAUUAUGGACAAAAGAUUAAACAAUAAAUAUUGUGUGGAUGAUGCUAGAAGCAUUGCGAAAUUAGCUGUUAGGUGCUUGUAUAAGAACCCUGAUGACCGACCUACAAUGAGACAAGUGGUCAAGGGGUUGAGAGACGUGAUCAGUGACUCCCAAAUUGGACUUGUAUAUGACAAAUAGAGUCAUGUUUUUGAGUCAUUUGUAAAGGGUCAUGUAUCUAUGAGUAUAUUGUUUUUCUAAUAAAAAGUUUCUAUGGUACGAUACCACUUGGAGCAUAUGCAUUAAAGCUUGUACCACGUGCAUUUAUGGUUGUACAAUGUAAAUCAACACUUCAUCUUUUUGGUCAAAAGUGGCAUCCUAGUCCAGCCAGCCUGAUUGAUC
Lactuca saligna is the source of this 1182-nucleotide messenger RNA. Lineage: Eukaryota; Viridiplantae; Streptophyta; Magnoliopsida; Asterales; Asteraceae. The record is from the annotation of a GenBank genome assembly.